Coccomyxa subellipsoidea C-169 is the source of this 1680-nucleotide messenger RNA. RefSeq names its product methionyl-tRNA synthetase. The record is from RefSeq and is a predicted model, not a curated record. The transcript has 11 exons. Gene Ontology annotation, cellular component: chloroplast stroma; mitochondrion. Gene Ontology annotation, biological process: methionyl-tRNA aminoacylation. Lineage: Eukaryota; Viridiplantae; Chlorophyta; Trebouxiophyceae; Coccomyxaceae. Gene Ontology annotation, molecular function: methionine-tRNA ligase activity; ATP binding. Bases 1 to 1680 code for a protein of 559 amino acids.
AUGGCAGCCCUGCACACUUCACGGGAGGCCCUGUUGGCAGCAUACCCGUUGCAUGCAUCGAGGAAGAUCAGCUGGUCCUCAUGGAACCUGCUGAGGCUGAGAACACAGGGAACGCGGGUGAAUGCAGAGCCGCACAUGGGCAGUGCUUACACCACCAUGGCAGCAGAUGCCAUUACCAGGUUUCAGAGGCUGAGGGGCAAGCGCGUCAGCUUUGUCACCGGGACGGAUGAACAUGGAGAGAAGAUUGCAGAGGCAGCGGCAAAGAAGGGGCAAGAGCCCCAGCAGCAUUGCGAUGGAGUCGUGGCAUCUUUCAAGGGCCUGUGGGAGGAGAUGGACAUCCAGUAUGACAGCUUCAUUCGCACUACAGACCCAAAGCAUGCGACGGUCGUCCGAGCCAUUCUGGACAGGGUGUGGGAGAAGGGGGACAUCUACAAGGCCAAAUACGAGGGCUGGUACUGCGUGGGCUGCGAGGCAUACAAGGACGACAGUGAGAUGGAGGGCGAUCAUGCAUGCCCUUUUCACAAGACCCGCUGCGUGGAGCGGGAAGAGGAGAACUAUUUCUUCGCGCUGUCCAAGUACCAGCAGCAGAUCCAGCGGGUGAUAGAGGAGGACAAGUCGUUUGUGCAGCCGGCAGCGCGGCGCAACGAGGUGCUGGGCUGGGUGGAGGCUGGCCUCAGGGAUUUCUCCAUCAGCCGCGCCGCGGUCUCCUGGGGCAUCCCCAUCCCCCGAGACCCCGCACAGACUGUCUACGUUUGGUUCGACGCCCUCCUCGGCUACAUGUCUGCGCUGCUGCCGGAGGGAGCGUCGCCGGACGAGGCUGAGCUGGCAGCGCGCGGCUGGCCGGCGGACGUGCACCUGGUGGGCAAGGACAUUCUGCGCUUCCACGCCCUCUACUGGCCCGGCAUGCUCCUCUCCGCCGGCCUGCCGCUGCCCCGCAAGAUCUUCGCACACGGCUUCCUAACCAAGGACGGCAUGAAGAUGGGCAAGUCCCUGGGCAACAUCUUGGAGCCUCGCAAGCUGCUGGCUGCCUACGGCUCCGACGCAGUCCGCUUCUACUUCCUCAAGGAGGUCGUCUUUGGCCAGGACGGCGAUUUCAGCGAGCAGCGCUUCCGGGACACAGUGAACGCGUUCCUGGCCAACAGCGUGGGCAACCUGCUCAACCGCACGCUGGGCCUGCUGCGCAAAAACUGCGCCGGGUCGCUGCCACUCGCCGCCGCCGCCGUGCCGGCCGACAACCCGCUUCGCGCCGUCGCCGAGCUCGAGGUGGCGGCUGCGGCAUUGGCUUACGAGGAGCUGCGGCUGCAUGAUGCGCUGGAGGCUGUGGUGGCCAUUGCCGGCCGGGGCAACCUCUACAUGGAGCAAAUGGCGCCAUGGACCGCGUUCAAAAAGGGCACGGAUGAGGAGAAGCGUGCGGCUGAGCUGGCGCUUGUGGCGGUCUUGGAGGCAGUACGGAUCGUGGCGGUGCUGCUGUCGCCCGUGACGCCGCGGUUGAGCAGCGAGAUCUACGGCGCGCUGGGUUACGGGCCGGAGGCAUAUGAGGGGCUGUCCUGGGGCGACGCCUCCUGGGGCGGCCUGCCGAAGGGGCAGGCCACGCCACCGCCCAAGCCGGUGUUUGCCAGGCUGGAGGGGGAUUUUGUCACCGAGGUUGCCGCCAGCAAGAGCGCGGCUGUCGCUGCCUGA